Messenger RNA from Verticillium nonalfalfae, 1752 nucleotides. RefSeq lists its product as uncharacterized. Gene Ontology annotation, molecular function: thermospermine synthase activity. Gene Ontology annotation, biological process: polyamine biosynthetic process. Bases 1 to 1752 code for a protein of 583 amino acids. The transcript has 3 exons. The record is from RefSeq and is a predicted model, not a curated record. Lineage: Eukaryota; Fungi; Ascomycota; Sordariomycetes; Glomerellales; Plectosphaerellaceae.
AUGGCCUCCAAACGAAAGACCGGAAAGGUUGACGAUCUCACGCCUCAGCCUGCGAGCCCCGAGCAAUUCGAGAAUGAGCUCAAGAGUCUCGCCUCGAAAGCCCAGAAGGACUCGGGAGAGUCCUGGAUCCUCAAGCAGCUCGCCCUCUAUUUCAAGACGACUACUCUGCUCAUCCUUGUGGCUGCCUACUCCAACGUGUCUUACCUGACUCUUUCGCCAGUCUAUGGACCGAUCCCAUCGUCAGUAUGGCAUUCCAAGGUCAUCAUGGGCGCAGCGUUUGCCGGAUGGUCUGGAAACAUCUGGCUCAACCGCGCACUGCCCAUCAAACCCGCCCAUCUCCUGCCCGUCAUUGCCAUGUGGAUCCCCACGAUCCAAUUCUUCCUUUUCGGCUGGAGCAACACCUUCACAGCACACUAUGGGCCGCUUGUGACUGAACUGCUCACUUUGUUUCCCCUGGUCGCCAUAUCCGCCGCCACCGUCGCCACAAUGUUGGAGGAUGCUGAUCUCUCUUUCCUGCCCCAAUUCUUCGCCGAGGCCGGACCAGGCAUCGCAUCGUGGCUGAUCCUCAAGCUUUUUGAGAACCUCACGGACGGCGUGAUUCAGGCAUUCAUCGGGCAAGCCUUUUUCACGACGCGAAUCGGGCUUGAGCUUCUGCUGGGCGCUGCAUAUGCCUUGUUCGCGCCCUCGAACCUAAUCGUGGUGUCCCUGCCAGCGCUGUACCACACAGCCAUGCACAACUACCAUGUCAUGUCCCCUGCUGCCACUGUGGGCCUCAACUACACGCUGCAGGCUGACAAUUGGAUCCUUCUGGACCGCAGGGAGUCACUGACCGGCUACAUUUCCGUCAUCGAGAGCCUUGACAAGGGGUUCCGCGUCAUGCGCUGUGAUCACUCGCUCCUUGGAGGUGAAUGGAUGAAGGUCAGGCCUACGGAUCCUCGUGUGGCUGAGCCCAUCUAUGGCGUUUUUGUUAUGCUCGAGGCCACCCGACUUGUUGAGGUUACAAGCCCCGUUCCUGACAAUGAAGCCAAAGCUCUCGUCAUCGGCCUGGGUAUUGGAACGACGCCAGCGGCUCUCGUCGCGCAUGGCAUUGAUACGACUGUCGUGGAGAUUGAUCCAGUGGUUCACGAGUUCGCUUCCAAGUAUUUCCAACUGCCCAAGAACCACACGGCGGUUAUCGACGAUGCCGUCAGCUACACGGCUUCUCUUGUCAACAAUGCGGAAGCUCAGUACGAUUACAUUGUUCAUGAUGUGUUCACCGGCGGCGCCGAGCCCAUCCCCCUUUUCACCCUGGAGUUCCUCCAGGGACUGAGCUCCUUACUGAAACCUGACGGCGUGAUCGCCAUUAACUACGCCGGCGACUUUGUUCACCCAGCUCCUAGGAUCAUCGUCAACACUAUCCGGGAGGUGUUCCCUUCGUGUCGCAUCUUCCGUGAGUCGGCCGCUCCCGACGAAGAGACUUUGGCAAAGGACAAGAAGGAUUUCACCAACAUGGUCAUCUUCUGCAAGAAGACUUCUGGUGACAUCACGUUCAGGAGGCCUACAGAGAGCGACUAUCUGGGCAGCAGGUCUCGGCGAGCGUAUAUGAUGCCGCAACACGAGGUGUUGGACGCCAACUUCAAACUCGGCGCCGAGGACGGCAUCCUCAGGAACAACGACACGGCUAAGCUGGCGCAGUGGCACCAGAAGAGCGCACUGGGUCAUUGGGAGGUCAUGCGUACGGUGCUGGACCCCAAGAUCUGGGAACUGUGGUGA